Molecule: messenger RNA, 1401 nt
Organism: Closterium sp. NIES-65
Lineage: Eukaryota; Viridiplantae; Streptophyta; Zygnematophyceae; Desmidiales; Closteriaceae
Source: the annotation of a GenBank genome assembly
AUGAUGCGCUCCAGCACCACCUCCGCUACCUUCGCCCGACAACACCGCUACCCUGCGCACCAGCCCUCCCCUUCCGGUUCGCCUCCUUCUCAAUCCUCCUCACCUGGCGGGUCCGCCUUGGGCACGCCUUCGCGCUUUUACCAAGCAUCAGCACUUCCGCCCUCGGGGGAUGCAAGUGAAACCCAACUUCCGCUGGAGCAUCAGGCGCACUCGUCCCUCAACGGUCCAUCAUUUGCGCCGACCUUCCUCCAGAUGCAGCCCCGCCGCCCCACGUGGCUCCCCGCGGACCAGCAGGACGAGCUGCUUGAUGACGACGCCCUGGCGGAGGCCCCCGUGCGCGGAACUGCGCGCGCCAUUGCACGCGGUGCCAGCUGGACAGGCUCCGCGCCUGCCCACGCGGCCUUCGGCGGGCGGCGUAACGCUGUGACAGGCGACGGGGGGCUGGGAGGAGAGCCGCUGAGCAGCGAGUUGGUGUGUCCGAUCCCCGCCGUCAACUGGAAGGAGGAAGCGGCGAUGUCGUCUGCGGUGUGCCCCAUCGCGCCACAGGACUGGCGCGCGCUCUCCCGCACCAGCAGCGCCAGCGCCAGCGAGCACGACGUGGCCGCGUCAUCGGUCCUCAGCACCGCCGCGGGUCUCGCCGGGUCUUGCGGCGGCUCACCGCCGGGGUCGCUAUCGUCGGCGGGUAGCUCGCCGUUGCACAGGAGUCCGUUGAACAGCGGCCCCCUGCAGAGCACGUCGUCAUGCCCGCUGCCAGCCGACGUGCUUUACGGCGCCGGGGCCGGCGGCGUGGGAUCCGGGCCUGCCUGUUCGGGGUUUAGCGCAAUUGGUGCUACAACCGCGUAUGCUAGUACCGGAAUGAUAGGAAAGGAGUCGACCGCUGUUGCGAGUGGCGCGAGCGGAAUCUUACCCUCGGCGGUUCCUCUUCAUGCAUCGCUGAGGGAGCAACUGCUGCGCGCUAAUAGCGGGUCCUGUGCCUACCAAGGUCCCGCAGCCGCGCGACCCGCCAUCAGUCGCAUGGCGAUGUCUUGCUCUAACAGUCGCCAGUCGAGUGGUAACUUCGCUGGCUACUCGCGAAGUUCUAACUGCAGCCCUGCUCGCGAUUCUACGCACGGCAGUGAAGACACGGGAUCAAACGGCGGCGUCAACUGGCAAGAGCUCGACGACCUGUGCCAGAGCAUGGACGCAGCAGGGAUUAAGAUAGAGCAGAUUGACCUCACACCCCUGGAAGACGCAUCAGAUGAUGCCCAUGGCCUUUCCUCUGCUGCUGCUGCUCCUUCCUCUGGUUACUCCGGGAGGAACUUGAAAGCCUCUGCUGCUCCUGAAGCUGGGGAAGGUGCUGCUCCUGUGAAGUAUGCUGUCAAGUUUGGUGGCAUGUCCAUGUGGCACUCACCUUCUCAUUAA